GGGAGAUCUGGUCUUCACUCAAACGGCACACUUACACUCCAUGAGUCAAUCAUCAGCAAAAUCCCACAACAAGUGCUCUCUGGCGCCGGUGCCAGCGAAAGUGAAGCGGAGGAAGAAGAAUCAGAGCACUUUCACUCCAUUGCAAGAUCUCAACAACGCCAUUGCUACCCAUAACAGUAGUAAAGACAGCAACGGUUCUUCUUCUCUGUCCUCCAUUGAAGCUCCCAGGGGAUGUCUCAGGUUCUUUCUCUCCCAUUCUUCAUCUUCCAAUAGAAUACAUUUUGAUAAUAACAAACCGUCGAAAUCAAAGCCCUCCAGAAACCCUAAAUCUGCCCCUAAUGUCCGGAAGGUGAGACCAAAGGAGAGUUCGUUAAAACGAACCGUUUUUGAGAAACCCGUUUCGAAUAAACUUUCGGGCAGGAAACCUAGUUAUAAAAUUUGUAAGGGAUCAAAGAAUUGUUCAGUUUCAGAUCCCAGUGGCAGUAGUGUAAAUAAGGGGCAUGCUGGUUCUGAAGAAUUGAGGCUAGUGAGUGGUGAAAAAUGCUACAAUGGUGAUGCAAUUCUGACCCCAUCGUGUAAGGUGGCAACCGGGUCUAAGCUUAUUUUAGAUAAUUGUGAGAAAUCGAAUUCAAAGACUAGUGGAAGCAGCAACAAGACACCUCCUGUUCAGGCUUCGGUAUCUCCGGAGCUACAAUGUGGAUCAUCAAUGGUUUCAACGGACACACCUGCGUGUUAUGGUGCUGGCCAUGUUCUGUCUGGAAUCAGAGAUAAGAGGAAGUGUAGGCCAAGAGGGAUCCUCACAAUUGGAAACAAUGAUCUGGGAUUUGGAAAAGCUGAGGCCUUUGACAGUGACGACGACGAUGACGACAAAGAGAAUGCUGUUCUUCAUAAUUCUGGUGUCUCUCCAAUACCUUCGCCUGCUGAGGCUUCAAUGCACUGGCUUUUGUCUCCUUGCAACGAGGAGGAUGAGAAUCAGAGCCUCCACUCCCCCCUAUCACCUUCAUCUAGUAAUAUUGUUUUCUCUUCAGGUGUCAAAAGCAAUAACAAAAGUACUGCUGCCGUUAUUUUUAAGAGGGGUACUUCUUUCACUUCUCCUGGUGGGAUUCCUGAUGUUCAGGGAAAGCUGGGUUCUCCUGUACAUGAUAGCUUGGCUGUUGCGUCUCUGUCCUGUGCUAUAUUUGCUUGUGAUGCUGAAGAUGCUUCAGCAGAAAAAUGUAGAAGGCACCAGUAUGAUAUUGAUGGAGAAAACUCGCCAUUCUCGCCGUUCUCGAUGGAUUCGUUGGGUAGUGGAAAUGUUAUUCAAACCCCAGAGUCUGACUCAAACUCGAGUAGAUGUGGUGGCUUGUCAUGGUUGCGUUCAGAUGCUCAUGAGAAAUGUUUCUUUGAUUCUGAACUUAAUUUGUUGGCUGAAAAUCUAAAGAUGGCAACUUUGUCUCCCAAGAGCCAUGUAUCAAGCUGGGAUCCAAUCGGUUCUAGCUUCCAAUUUGAUUGUAUGACUGUGCCCUCCGAUUCAGUUGAUAUUUCCCAUUUUCAGAAGAUUUUGAAUGAUCGAACGUCCCAAAUUUCAAAAUCUACGUUGGAGAGUCUUUCGCAAUCCCCAAUGAGAAUAUCUUGGAGGGAAGGAUUAGCUAGCCGGAUUUUUGAGAUGGAUGAGUUUGAUUGUUGCAGAUGCUUUUCAGAUGAAGAGGAACAUGAAAAUAGCAACAAUAAUGAACUGAUGAAAUCACCCCAAAGUGCUGAUCUCAAAUUUGAUGCAGGAGAACAUAAGAUUGUGGCUGAUGGUUUCGGGUCAAUGGAGUUUAUGGAUAAUGUUCUGGGACUUGACAAAGAAGGCAAAGAAGACCCACCUCCUGAAAUACCAUGUUCAUGUGCAGAGUCCAUAAGCACCGACGGUGGUGGUCUGGUUUGUUCGAAUGAUUCAGAUUGGACUCUAUGCUACAAGAACCAGUUGUUUAAAGACUGAUUUAUUGUAUUCUCUUUUUUCCUUCUGUCCAUUAGCAUGAGGUUGCCUAACUUAGAGCGAAGUUGGUUGAAUGGGUAUAGUUGAAAGUUAGCACUUGAUGACCAUUCUUGUAUUUUAACUGCUCCAAAAUAUGUACUACCGUUACGACUUACGAUCACCUCAGAACUUUAUGUUUUUAGAAAGAGCUCUUUAUUCAAGUUUAGCUUCAUAGCUUGUGAUAGAUAAUUUCUCAAGUAAUGUGAAAUAAGCACUUUCUGAAUCAUUGUCUAAGACUAAUCUCUUCGUUUUCUUUGAGUUUUGAGUUGUGAUUAAGCACCAGUAGCCAAGUGAGUGUUGCUAAGUGGUUGCAAUAGCAUCAAUUGAGUUUAUGGGAAAUGAACUAGGACUUCACAGAAAGGCAAAGAAGAGCUUCCACCUCAAAUACCAUUUCAUGUGCAGAUUCACAAAGCACUGACAGCGGUAUAUGAAUGCAGCUAGGAACAGGAGAUGUCCGAACUAAGACACAACUAGCAAAGUUGCCUAUACUAACAGAAAAUUUGUGGGCAUAGCAUAUGUUGGCAACUGGAAAGUCAUGCCUUCUCAAAUUAAGACAGGAGGUUUCACAUGCCUAAUUAUUGGCCUUGUAAGGCAUAAACCAGACGAUUGGUGUUGCAUGUAGCCCUGAACAUUGAAACAGCCAGUUACUUUAAACUAACCUCAAAUGACACCCGUUGUUCCUUGAUUCAGAACUUGGUGCUUGAUUCUCGAAGUACAGUGUCUACCGGAAUAGCAGUAAGAGUAAAAAAAUUUCAUGGCAUGAUUGUGGAACCAUCUUAAAUUUGGAGCUUUCAACACCAAAGCUAAUUCUAUGGCAAGGUAACCCAUUCUUGCCAUUUUCUUUACUUGAAAAGUUGAAGUAAACAUGGAAUUGGAAUGUGUAACAGUUUUGGAAUUUUCAGUUCCCACUCCUCUUACAAAACUCUCUUCUCCACGAGACAGCAUGCGGCCUAGUUUACUGAAACUUCUGCUACUGAAGUAAAUUCUUGAUCCCCUUGAACCAUUUUCUUUCUACUAAAAUCUUCUGUGUCAAUAAGGUGGUAGAUAGGCUCCUUAUGUUAUGACUCAUUUUCUUCCUGACUGUUGCUCUGUUUAAGUUAUCAUUCAUAUACCUCUAAUAACUCUAUCUAUUGCAUUUUCACAUUAAGCGGGUUGAUUCUUUCUUGAAAAUGAAAAGAAUUCUUCUCUUGUUUUCCUUUCAAUGGAGGAUAAAACACCUUCCCAUGAAAUUCUAGUCAUUGAAGAAGUUGAUCAAGAUAUCAGUAUGACCAAGUGACCAACGGAUCAAACUCUUUCUCCGGAUACACUUCAGACUCCAAAGCUGUCAAGCCGGAUCCUAUCAAGGAAUACUCUCCAAUUCUGUUUACUUGUUGUCCCUCCCAAAAACAACCCAAUUCCAUCCUCAAGACAAACACAAAGAAGAAGAAGCAGUGAAAGUGUGUUUGUGAGUCGGUACCGGAUCUUGAGAGCUCAAAGAGACCAAGAAGAAGGAUGUUUUCACACUCUGGAACUACAUGAUCUAUAUGAUAAAGAGUAUGUAACAAGAACGAUUCUUGCGCUUAUGGUUGCAUACUCCAUCAUUUAUUUGUGACUUUUCAUUUUCUUUUAUUCUAAAAUUCUCGACUUUUCUUUGGGACCGUACAUGGUUGG
This is a messenger RNA of Tripterygium wilfordii, 3649 nucleotides long. RefSeq lists its product as uncharacterized. The record is from RefSeq and is a predicted model, not a curated record. The transcript has 3 exons. NCBI's taxonomy places the organism in Eukaryota, Viridiplantae, Streptophyta, Magnoliopsida, Celastrales, Celastraceae. Bases 41 to 1963 code for a protein of 640 amino acids.